Messenger RNA from Solanum stenotomum, 873 nucleotides. RefSeq names its product putative late blight resistance protein homolog R1B-23. Gene Ontology annotation, biological process: protein folding. The record is from RefSeq and is a predicted model, not a curated record. Bases 1 to 873 code for a protein of 290 amino acids. NCBI's taxonomy places the organism in Eukaryota, Viridiplantae, Streptophyta, Magnoliopsida, Solanales, Solanaceae. Gene Ontology annotation, molecular function: alpha-tubulin binding. The transcript has 3 exons.
AUGGAUGUUGCUCGAACUUUAGGUGAAAUCAUUGCUAGUCAUCCAGAUAAAUGCUUAGGAGUGCUCGGUUUGAGUUACCACCAUUUGCCUAAUCACCUCAAACCCUGCUUUCUUUCUAUUGGUGGUUUUCCGGAGGAUUAUCAGGUUGAGACUUGGAGAUUGAUUCGAUUAUGGAUCGCUGAAGGUUUUAUUAGGAGGCCGGGAAGUGAUAAAAGCUUAGAGGAAGUGGCAGAAGAUUAUUUGGAGGAUCUUAUCAGCAGAAACUUGAUAAUGGUUAGAAAAAAAAGAUUCAACGGUGAGAUAAAAACAUGUGGAAUGCAUGAUCUACUCCGUGAAUUCUGUUUGACUGAAGUUGAAAGAACAAAUUGUACAAAUGAAAUUCUUUCUAGCAUUCCCGAUCUAAAGAGAUUGAUCGUGCAUCAUUCAGCUUUAUCAGACAAUCACAUCAUUGAUACGUCCAACUUGACAAAACUCGAAGCAUUGAAGCUGGUUUUUUUUCCUUGGGAAGAUAUGUCAACUCUUGUCAUGUUGCCGAAUCUCGAAGAGCUGAAGCUUAAAUAUCAUGCAGCUUAUGGUCAAGUAUGGGCAUUGAGUGAUGUAGACAAAUUCGAAAGACUUAAGUUUUUGUUAUUUUGUGACCUAGAUCUUGGGCAUUGGGAAGCUAGUAGCGAUAACUUCCCAAAUCUAAGACGCCUAGUUCUGAAGAAAUGCAACUACCUUAAUGAAAUUCCAACAGAUUUUGGAGAAAUUUGUACUUUAGAGUCGAUUGAGUUAUAUCAGUGCAGCAUUGGUGUUGAGGAUUCUGCAAGAAAGAUUGAACAAGAACAAGAGGACAUGGGAAACAAUUGCCUUAAGGUCUACAUCCAUAUAUAG